CUCUCACAACAACAAAAAAAAAAUGGACUCGAGAACAUCAUUCCUCACAUUUCUCCUCUGUAUAUUCCUUUUCUCUAAUUUCGCCCCCUCAAAUUCUAAACAUAUCACAAACGACCCUUUAUCAUUCUCUUCGUCCGCGAGUUUGCCCACUCUUACGGCAGAGAGGUUAAUCAAAGGUUUCAACUUGAUGCCUACACGUGACGUCAAUGUCAUCCCUGAAAACGGUUUUGAGGCUCCGAGACUAGUCGAGAGAAACUUUGAUUUGCCGGCGGCCAUUGACCGCCGUGACUCCGCCGGUUCUCCUCCUUCUCUUCAGGAUUUUGGUCACCAUGCUGGUUACUACAAGCUUCCUAAUUCAAAAGCAGCCAGGAUGUUCUAUUUCUUCUUCGAGUCAAGAAGCAACAAAGCCGAUCCUGUGGUGAUUUGGCUAACGGGUGGACCCGGUUGCAGCAGCGAGCUUGCUCUUUUCUAUGAGAACGGACCGUUCACCGUCUCCAACAACUCAUCCCUUGCUUGGAACGAUUUCGGUUGGGACAAGGCAUCAAAUCUAAUCUACGUGGACCAACCGGUCGGGACUGGUUUUAGUUACACAUCGGACGAAAGUGAUCUCCGACAUGAUGAGGAUGGUGUCAGUAAUGACCUUUACGACUUCUUACAGGCCUUUUUCAAAGAACAUCCGCAAUUUGUGAAAAAUGAUUUUUACAUCACCGGUGAAUCCUACGCCGGACAUUACAUUCCGGCAUUGGCAUCAAGAGUUCACCGUGGAAACAAGAACAAGGAAGGAACUCACAUUAACCUUAAGGGCUUUGCCAUUGGUAACGGGUUGACCAACCCAGAGAUCCAGUAUGCUGCAUACGCGGAUUACGCGCUAGAUAUGAAGUUGAUCUCACAAUCUGACCACCAUAACCUUAAUCGUGAUUAUGAAGCUUGUCAACAAUCCAUCAAAGAAUGCAGCGCUGAUGGUGGUGAAGCAUGUGCGUCUUCAUACAUUGUCUGCAACAACAUAUUCCAAAAGAUCAUGAAUAUAGCUGGAAACGUUAAUUAUUACGACGUGAGGAAACAAUGCAAAGGAAGCUUGUGCUAUGAUUUCUCGAACAUGGAGAAGUUCUUGAACCAAAAAUCCGUUCGCAAGGCAUUAGGUGUGGGAGAUAUCGAGUUCGUGUCUUGCAGUACGGCGGUCUAUGAUGCAAUGCAGCUGGACUGGAUGCGGAAUCUUGAGGUCGUUAUUCCAGCUCUGCUUGAAGAUGGGAUUAAGAUGCUUAUCUAUGCUGGAGAAUAUGAUCUCAUCUGCAAUUGGCUUGGAAACUCGAAAUGGGUUCACGAGAUGGAAUGGUCAGGCCAAAAAGAUUUUGUAGCAGCUUCGACGUUUCCUUUCCAUGUAGAUAAUAAAGAAGCCGGUUUAAUGAAGAAUCAUGGUUCACUCACUUUCCUCAAGGUCCACGAUGCCGGACACAUGGUUCCAAUGGAUCAGCCAAAAGCAGCAUUGCAAAUGCUUCAGGAUUGGACGCAAGGAAAGCUCGGUACACCCACCGGUCGAACCGCUCGCCAAUGAUUUCAUUUCUUCUCAACAUCAUUGAUUCCAGAUACUAAACCGAUUGUACUGUUGUUAUUAUGUAUCUAGACUAGAUACUUGUGAAUUAUUAUUUCUAUAAACUAUAUUGUUAUUAAAGGUAAAAAGUAAAGUUCCUAUGUUGAACACUCUUUACUCUGUUACAAAGAUUUGACUGUUCCAAGUUUUAACCAAACCUAAGAUGACACAGCGUGUGAAGUUUAACGAUGACCCUCAUAAGAACGAUCAUGAUAAUCUUUGUCAUCAUCAGCAUCAUAAUCAUCAAGAAUGAGUGUAACACCAUUGUUCUUUAGUGAGUUAAUAACAGCCCAUACCUUGGUUCGACUUUUGAACCCUUUCUUCUCAAUUUCUUUCUUGACAUCGGCAUGGAUACCUCUUCCUUGCCCAUCUUGGAGCCCUUCCACUUUCAACCUCAUCGCCAACACCUCUCCCACAAUAGCAGCAGCUUUGGCAUUGCAAGUACGACCACACUCUAGCGAGUUCUUGAUUGCAUGCUCUACGGUUGAAGCUGUUGUGACUACUCUCCCGUUGUUUCUGUCAACUACGUUUGCUGUUAUGUACUUGAUGGACAUGAAGAGCCUCAAGACGUACCUUUUGAGAACUGUCAUUGACUCUACCAAAAACCUGCUGGGUCUAGAAAAUGCACAAGAAACAUUAAAAAUUGUCAGCACUGAAAACGAACAGAAUUGAGCUGAAAGGUUCAAAAAACAUAUCCUACAAAAUAUCAUUUACAAGAUAUUGCUGUAUGGAUGUCUGUCCAUAAAACAGCAAAAGUUGUUAAACAAAG
Messenger RNA from Eruca vesicaria subsp. sativa (arugula), 2357 nucleotides. The record is from the annotation of a GenBank genome assembly. Lineage: Eukaryota; Viridiplantae; Streptophyta; Magnoliopsida; Brassicales; Brassicaceae.